Molecule: messenger RNA, 354 nt
Organism: Pelagomonas calceolata
Lineage: Eukaryota; Pelagophyceae; Pelagomonadales; Pelagomonadaceae
Source: the annotation of a GenBank genome assembly
GCUUCAAGCGCGGGCCGCUCCUCGGACGAGGACAUGGAGGGCCCGGCCGACGUGGCGGCUUGCCAGUCGUUGGAUGAGGAGGACCGGCCGCCGCCCCUGUCCUCGGCGUGCACCAUUUGCUACGAGACGGGCGAGUGCACCAUUUGCUACGACGACGGCGUGAAGCUGGCGACGGUCACGUGCUGCGGCAACAAGGCCUGCGCGUCGUGCCUUGGGAAGCUCAAAGAACGAGACUGGAAGUGCUACUGGUGCCGCGAGCACGUGCCGGAGCGCGUGCUGCGCGCGAUUCUGAACGGCGACAAGCGGAUCUGGCCGCCGCCGCGGCCCAAGUCCGCCGCGCGGAAGACGGACGAG